Molecule: messenger RNA, 8499 nt
Organism: Sciurus carolinensis (gray squirrel)
Lineage: Eukaryota; Metazoa; Chordata; Mammalia; Rodentia; Sciuridae
Gene: Mdga1
Product: MAM domain containing glycosylphosphatidylinositol anchor 1
Biological process (GO): synapse organization; homophilic cell-cell adhesion
Cellular component (GO): axon; neuronal cell body; plasma membrane
Molecular function (GO): protein binding; axon guidance receptor activity
Source: RefSeq, a predicted model, not a curated record
GGCGGGGGGAGCGCGGAAUGAAAAGCUCCGAGGGGCGAAAAAGCAGCACAGCGAAGCCCAAGUUGCCGAGCGAGCGGAGCGCUCCCGCGGCCCGGAGCCAGCGGCCGCCGCGCCCGCAGCCCGGCCCGGCCCCGCCCGAUCAAGGCCCCCGCUGGCCGAGGCCGCCGGGCGGGGGCGGGGACGAUCAACUUGGGGCGCGGCGCAGCCCCGCUCUCCCGAGAGCGCGGAGCCGGGGAGCGCCACGGCCGCGGCCAGACGGCGGGAGCGGAGCGCAGCGAGCGGAGGCGGCCAGCUGCGCCCGCGCCGCAGCCCCGGCCUCGGCGAGAGCGCGAAUAUUUUUUCAAACGACUCAAACUUUCCUCCCUUCCCCGCUUUCUGGGGUCCCUCUUGCCUGGAAUUGCUCUUCAGAUUCCCGCGGGGCGCCGGGGCACGAUUCCUCCCUCGGGUGCCUCGGCGGCUCGGCUAACUUCGCGGACCCAAGGACCGUGGCGCUCUGCCGGUGGCCGAACCCAGCCCGCGCUGCCACUCCGCUCAAGAGGGCCAGGACUGGGGUUCCUCUGCAGCUGGCAGGUGCGCAGCCUGGCCCCCUUAGGUCGGGCCGCUGAGCUCUCAGCACCCGGUGCAGGACUGGAGACAGCGAAUUAAGCCAGCGGAACCCGGGUCUCCCUGCCCCCGCUCCGCGGAGGGGCGUCCCCUGGGCGGGGAAACGACAAGUUUGUCAGUCGUCGGUGGCCUGUUGGAGCCAAGCGCCGCCGCCGCAGCAGAGAGGUCCUUGGCGCCCAGCACCCUCAGCGGACAGCCCUGGGGACGCGGGGCGGCUCGGCGACCGAGCUUCUUGGGCCGGGGCGCUGGCUGCUGCGCCGGGCGCGCCGAAGCACCCGGGGCCCGGCCAGCGCCCCCUGCGUCCCCAUCAGUGCAGCGGCCCCGCCGGAGAAACCCGGGUCGCCGCCGCCGCCACCGCCUACUCCUCAGUCUCCUGGUCGCCGCCCUCUCCGUCGCCUCUCAGGGAAAGGGGGGGACAUAGGGGGCGUCGCGGGGCCCCGGCGGAUGAGCCCCCCGCCGCCUCUCGGGCUGCGCCGCCUCGCGGGGAUGAAGCACCGGCCGUGAAGAUGGAGGUGACCUGCCUUCUACUUCUGGCGCUGAUCCCCUUCCACUGUCGGGGACAAGGAGUCUACGCUCCAGCCCAGGCCCAGAUCGUGCACGCGGGCCAGGCGUGUGUGGUGAAAGAGGACAACGUCAGCGAGCGCGUCUACACCAUCCGGGAGGGGGACAUCCUGGUGCUGCAGUGCCUGGUCACCGGGCACCCCCGGCCCCAGGUUCGGUGGACCAAGACCGCGGGCAGCGCGUCCGACAAGUUUCAGGAGACGUCGGUGUUUAACGAGACCCUGCGCAUCGAGCGCAUCGCGCGCACGCAGGGCGGCCGCUACUACUGCAAGGCGGAGAAUGGCGUGGGCGUGCCAGCCAUCAAGUCCAUCCGCGUGGACGUGCAGUACCUGGACGAGCCAGUGCUGACAGUGCACCAGACGGUCAGCGACGUGCGAGGCAACUUCUACCAGGAGAAGACGGUGUUCCUGCGCUGCACAGUCAACUCCAACCCACCCGCCCGCUUCAUCUGGAAGCGGGGCUCAGACACCCUGUCCCACAGCCAGGACAAUGGGGUGGACAUCUAUGAGCCCCUCUACACCCAGGGGGAGACCAAGGUCCUGAAGCUAAAGAACCUGCGGCCCCAGGACUAUGCCAGCUACACCUGCCAGGUGUCUGUACGUAACGUGUGUGGCAUCCCAGACAAGGCCAUCACCUUCCGGCUCACCAACACCACGGCACCGCCAGCUCUGAAGUUGUCAGUGAAUGAAACUCUGGUGGUGAACCCUGGGGAGAACGUCACGGUGCAGUGUCUGCUGACAGGUGGUGAUCCCCUGCCCCAGCUGCUGUGGUCCCACGGGCCUGGCCCACUGCCCCUGGGAGCGCUGGCCCAGGGUGGUACCCUCAUCAUCCCGUCAGUGCAGGCCCGGGACUCUGGCUACUACAACUGCACAGCCACCAACAACGUGGGCAAUCCUGCCAAGAAGACAGUGAAUCUUCUGGUGCGAUCCAUGAAGAACGCCACGUUCCAGAUCACGCCCGAUGUGAUCAAGGAGAGCGAGAACAUACAACUGGGACAGGACCUGAAGCUGUCCUGCCACGUGGAUGCAGUGCCCCAGGAGAAGGUGACCUACCAGUGGUUCAAGAACGGCAAGCCAGCACGCAUGUCCAAGAGGCUGCUGGUGACCCGCAAUGACCCCGAGUUGCCUGCCGUCACCAGCAGCCUAGAGCUCAUCGACCUGCACUUCAGUGACUAUGGCACCUACCUGUGUGUGGCCUCCUUCCCAGGGGCGCCUGUGCCCGACCUCAGUGUCGAGGUCAACAUCUCCUCUGAGACAGUGCCGCCCACCAUCAGUGUGCCCAAGGGCAGGGCGGUGGUGACCGUGCGCGAGGGCUCCCCCGCUGAGCUCCAAUGCGAGGUGAGAGGCAAGCCGCGGCCGCCGGUGCUCUGGUCCCGCGUGGACAAGGAGGCUGCCCUGCUGCCCUCGGGGCUGCCCCUAGAGGAGACGGCCGAUGGGAAACUGCGGCUGGAGCGCGUGAGCCGAGACAUGAGCGGAACCUACCGCUGCCAGACCGCUCGCUACAAUGGCUUCAACGUGCGCCCUCGUGAGGCCCAGGUGCAGCUGAACGUGCAGUUCCCCCCGGAGGUGGAGCCCGGCUCCCAGGAUGUGCGCCAGGCACUGGGCCGACCCGUGCUCCUGCGCUGCUCCCUACUACGAGGCAGCCCCCAGCGCAUCGCCUCGGCUGUGUGGCGCUUCAAAGGGCAGCUGCUGCCGCCUCCGGCCGUCCUCCCCGCCGCCGCGGAGGCCUCGGACCACGCCGAGCUGCGCCUCGAUGCCGUAACCCGUGAAAGCAGCGGCAGCUACGAGUGCAGCGUCUCCAACGACGUGGGUUCGGCGGCCUGCCUCUUCCAGGUCUCGGCCAAAGCCUACAGCCCGGAGUUUUACUUCGACACCCCCAACCCCACCCGCAGCCACAAGCUGUCCAAGAACUACUCCUACGUACUGCAGUGGACGCAGAGGGAGCCAGACGCUGUUGACCCUGUGCUCAACUACAGACUCAGUGUCCGCCAGUUGAACCAGCACAAUGCCAUGGUCAAGGCCAUCCCUGUGCGGCGUGUGGAGAAGGGGCAGCUGCUGGAGUAUCUCCUGACUGAUCUCCGUGUGCCCCACAGCUAUGAAGUCCGCCUCACACCCUAUACCACCUUUGGGGCUGGUGACAUGGCUUCCCGCAUCAUCCACUACACAGAGCCCAUCAACUCUCCAAACCUUUCAGAUAACACCUGCCACUUUGAGGAUGAGAAGAUCUGUGGCUACACCCAGGACCUGACAGACAACUUUGACUGGACACGUCAGAACGCUCUCACCCAGAACCCCAAGCGCUCCCCCAAUACCGGCCCCCCCACUGACAUCAGUGGCACCCCUGAGGGCUACUACAUGUUCAUCGAGACGUCCAGGCCCCGGGAGCUGGGGGACCGGGCGAGGUUGGUGAGUCCCCUCUACAACGCUAGUGCCAAGUUCUACUGCGUGUCCUUCUUCUAUCACAUGUACGGGAAGCACAUCGGCUCCCUCAACCUCCUUGUGCGGUCCCGGAACAAAGGGGCUCUGGACACGCAUGCCUGGUCCCUCAGUGGCAAUAAGGGCAACGUGUGGCAGCAGGCACAUGUGCCCAUUAACCCCAGUGGGCCCUUCCAGAUUAUUUUUGAGGGGGUUCGAGGCUCGGGCUACCUGGGGGAUAUUGCCAUAGAUGACGUCACACUGAAGAAAGGAGAGUGUCCCCGGAAGCAGAUGGAUCCCAAUAAAGUGGUGGUGAUGCCGGGCAGCAGAGCUCCUUGCCAGUCCGGCCCACAGCUCUGGGGGCCCAUGGUCAUCUUCCUCUUGGCGUUGCAGAGAUGAUGAGAGCUGCGUGCCCCCCGCCCCCGGCACACCAAAGUGUCCACAUCGUACCAAAGACUGACCCCCCGCCAGCCGGGGUGCCCAGGGGCAGGGCCGGCUUGCCAGGGAGGGGGCCUGCAUUGGCUGCGAGGAUGCGCAGCGAACAAGGACCUGAGGCCCGGCGCCGAGGCCCUGGAGACGGUUGUUUGACACACGCACACACUUACACACUCACACUCACACACAGAGAUCUAUUAAAGCACAAGUUUCUAUCCGACCUGCCAGCACCUUCUUUACUGCAGAGACAGGGGACUUGCCUGAAUGGCGUCCGCCACCCCAGGGACCUCGGCACGACACUGGCGUUGUCCUGGCUGCACUCGUGGUAUAUUUCUGACCUUCCCUGCUGUCCCCUAACUCAAGGCCGAACUCCAGCCGGGUGGCUUUGCCAGAAGAGUGGCCAGACAAGGGAGCUCUGCCCUGGUCAGACUUUCCCCAGGACGGAGAAAGCAGGGGUCAGAGGAGGGCCAAGUGGGACUUUGUGAGCUCUGUGACUGUCCUUUGUCCAGAAGAUGGCAAAGAAGGUGGGACACCUGCUGCACGCAGCUCUUCUCAGAGGCAGGGCUGGAUGGUGGAGACCCCAGUCACCCCAGGCCCCCUGGCCUGUUUCUGGGACAUCAUAUUCCCUCCUCACUGUGCCCCCUUUGAAGGGACGCAGCACAGGGUCUCGGGCCUGCGCAGUGUGAAGACUGACACCUUCCCCACCCACCUGCCCACCCCCACCUGCAGCUGGACUCCUGAGAGCACAGUCCCCACCCUAACCUCAGCCCCAGCCGGGACUCAGAGGAGACCGGGGCGUGGCAGAGGAGAGGCCCUGCCUCUGUGGUUUCAUGCCCCUGUAUAGGACACUGGACUUGGGAGUGGAGCCCCAUUUCUUCUAUUUUUGGUCUGACAGGGUGCUGUGGCUCGGAGGGCAGGCAAAGCCCUGUCCAGUGGGCCUCCUUCACCCCAGGGCCAGUGAAGGAGGAUGAGUUUGUAGAGCUGGGGGUGAAGGGUGGGAUAGUUCCAGUCCCUUUGUCCCCUGGGAGCUGUAAAAGGGAUCCCUGUCUCUAGGUCUUGGUUGGAGCUUGAGAUGGACAGGACGGAAUCUAGAUCUUUCCUCCUCAACAUCACCCCUGAGCUGCCCACCCAGCCCUCCACAGGAGAGAGGAGUCCCCGCCCCUUCCAGGAUGAGUCUUUGCGCGUGGGUGUGCAAGUGCGUGCGUGCGUGCAUGUGUGUGGGUGUGGGUGUGUGCGCGUGCCUGCACAACUGUGGGCACAAAUCUGGGCAGCAGCAUAUGCAAAUAUGGGUCUGUGUGUGCAGUGAUCCCAGAGGCUGGGUCUAGCCUGUCCCUGAGUGCCGGUGUAUGUCAGUGCGCAUGUCCAUCUGCACGGGUGACAUGCAUGUGUGGGAGCGCGAGCCAAGCUGACCCCUUCCAGUCCUAUUCCAUAGUCUAGAACUGCUGUUGCCUCAGCCCCAAAUCCCCCUUCCCGUCCUAUGGAUGACGGAGCUUAACAGAUGACCCUAGUGAAUGUGAGCACCUUUGGUGAGGGUGUCACGAGCUCCUCCUGGAGCAUUUGGUGGGGACAGCUGCAAAGAGCGAACCUGGAUCCUGGGCAGCACCGCAGUGCCAGGAGCAGGCGGGGACCAUGGCAAAUGCUUCCGGGCUCCAGGCUCUUUCAGGCCUAUGUUAUCAUCAUCACCAACAGCUGGUGGGUGGCCGGGCCAGGCUGCAGUGGGGCCUCCUGAUACCCAAGCAGUGUGGCUGCCUUCCUGGCCCAUCCAAGGCCUCAGUCUGAAGUGAGCCGUUCCAGGUUCCCAGCACACGCUUCCAUCACGCCUGCCGGGUAUUGUUCCUUAAUUGUCCCAUCUGUGCAGAAUCUGUUGCCCCGACUAGACUGUGAGCUCCUCCUCUGAGCCUCCUGACCCCUCUCCCCUGUCCCUGCUCGUGCCUGGCACAAGCCAGCCCAGUAUGGGAAGCACUUCUGCAGGCUUUGCCCAGCAGAACGGAUGCUAUAAACCCCUGGCCCCUAGCCCUGGCUGCACAAUGAAACCACCAGGGUCUUUUAAACAGCUCCAAUGCUUGGGUCCGGCCCAGAGGUUCUGAUCGAAUGGAACUGGAGGGCAGCCUGGCUUCAGAAAUGGUGAAAAGCUCUUCGGGAGAACCCAAGAGAGGGAACUGCGGGCCUCUCACUUCCAGAGGCUUCCUCUGUACCCUUGCUGGAGUCCGUGCUGGAGCCCCCAGGGCUUCCUCCUUGGAAUUCCCACAGAGCCCUAGGCCUACUCCCCUCAGAUAUGUCCCCUGCCCUGUCUGCUCCAUCACGGGGACUUUUCUCCCUCGUCUGCCUCUGUAUCCACAGAACCUGAUACAGAGGGGUCACAGCAGGCAUUGGCUGCAUCGCCCCUGCCCAGGUCUGUUUGGAGAGAGGGGACCUUCUCGGAAGUUGGGGGCAGCCCUGGGGUUACAAUGCAUGUCUGCUGAGACGCCAAGGUGCUCAUGUGUGAGCAACUGAGGCUGGCAUGUGUCUGUGCGCAGUGCCGGUAGGUGUGUGGGGAGCGGGUGGCGGCAUGUGCUGGCGAUGCCUGAGUGCCAGGCGCGUGCCAGUCUAUGCCAGUCUGCGUGUGCGCUGAGUGCUUUGUGUAUCUCUGGGUGACUUGUGUGUCAGUGUUUGUGUCUGUGUGACAUUUAUCUGUAUAAAUGUCACUUAGCCGUGUGUCUUCGUGCAUCUGUGUGUCAGUGUCUUGGUAGUGGCCCGUGAAUACCCCAGGCCCUGGGGAGACCAGGCUGGCUGGAUCCAGUGCAUCUCCCCAGGGGCAGCCUCACCCUCUGGGUCAGGGUGACUGAGGCAUAUUGUGGCCUUAAAGUGGGGAGUCCAGAGUCAACCCUCAGGGUGUUGGGACCCUCCUACCCCUCUCCCCUCCAGGUUGGUGUCUAGAGGAAAAGGGACUCCCAGGACAAGAAACGGAAUGGAUGGGGAGUCUUGCCUGGCUGAUGUGCUGCUGGGCCCACAGACAACUCCUGGGGUGCUGGUUAGGGCGCCCAGCCUGCUCCUGGCACACGCCUGCCCCCUUGGGCCUUGGGUGGGUCCAGCACUACUUUGCCAUUCAUUCUCUUUUCCCUGUGCUCUGGAAGCCACCACUCAGGCCAUCAGGGCCAGAUGGGCCUCAGAAGUCUAAACCCCUCAUGGUGCAAAUAAAGAAGCUGAAGCUCAGAGAGGGGCCCGAGGUCACGCAGCCCGUUUAGGCAGAGCCAGUCUUGGAAACCAGGUACUAUGGCCCUGAGGUGUCACCUUUGGGCCAUCACUGCUGCUGGGAUUUCCUGCCAGAAAUGCUCUGGGAGCUGGGACAAACGGCCUUGUCUCCAGAGUGCCACAGAUGUUACUGGCCCUGAUCUGGACUCCUGCUCUGGGCCAGAGCGCCUCCCACUCCCGCAUCAACAGGAGGCCUGGUGCCUCGUGGAGGCUGGCAUCCUUUGCCCGUGGAGGCCGUAGCUGCUGCCCUCUUCCAGGCGCCUUCUCCCCUCCCUCCGUCUCCACGAGAGCCUGGACCAGGAUGAAGUUCCGCGCAUCCUCAUGCCCUCAUCCUUCGACCGCCCCCCAGGGCUCUGAAGACAGGAUUCUUGGGGCUUUCCUCUCCCAGACAAUGAAGGAGGCUGAGUGGAGGGGGGUUUCAGGGUCUGUUCCCAGGAGUGUGAGGGUGGACCUGCUGUGGAGAGUCCCUGUAGGAACAGUGGUUGAAGCUGGGUUCUGGGUUCAGGGGAGCCCUCUCUGCUUCCAGAGGCAGGGAAACCCCCUCCUCUCUGCUGUGCGUGUGUGUGCGCGUGUGCAUGUGCGUGUGUGUGUGUGUGUGUGUGUGUGUGUGUGUGUGUUGGGGCAGGAUCAACUCUUUUCUGGGGACCCCUUGACCCUUAGAACUGGGAGAGACCUUAGUGAUCCAGUAUCCCCACUGUACAGGUGAGAACGCUGAGAUCGAGGGAUGGCACCGGCCCCUCCCCACCCCUUCCCCCCACAUUGCCUGAUUCCCAGGGGCCCUCCCGGGAAUGCCCUCCUUCCCAGUACCCUCCUCCCGGCUGCCCACAUAAUCCCCAUCCAACUCUGCAGGCCCUUCUGCUCCAGAGGUCUCCAUCCUACCUGUCCCAGGAUGGCUAGCUCACCAAGACCCUUAUCCCCAUCUCAGAGGGGACAGGGAAGGAGGGAACUGCUCUAGCCCUGAGGCCUCAAAGACUUGGGAGAAAAGCCAAAACCCCUCACGCCCAGGCCCAAGCAUCUGACCCCCAGCCCAUCCUAACACCAAGGUAAAAGCACAACAGGAGACCCCUUACCCAUGGGUGAAAUGUAUUGGGGUUGUUUUUUUAGUCACGCGACCCCGUCCUCACCCCUUUGCCUUGCUCUCUGUCUCCAACCCAGCCUCUGUUCUCCAUUUGCCCCUCUUCCACCCCCCAAGCCCCCAAUGUAACCUCUAGUUGCGGACGCGGUUGUUUCAAUCAAUAAAGCUGCAGUGUUGCGA